Messenger RNA from Esox lucius (northern pike), 2768 nucleotides. Its product is annotated as pre-mRNA-splicing factor ATP-dependent RNA helicase DHX15. NCBI's taxonomy places the organism in Eukaryota, Metazoa, Chordata, Actinopteri, Esociformes, Esocidae. The coding region runs from base 118 to 2403 and encodes 761 amino acids. Gene Ontology annotation, cellular component: spliceosomal complex; intracellular anatomical structure. Gene Ontology annotation, molecular function: RNA helicase activity; RNA binding; ATP binding. The transcript has 14 exons. The record is from RefSeq and is a predicted model, not a curated record.
UGUUCUUUAAUGUUGCUCACAAGAUGCUGAUAGAUGCGGUGGACUCAUGAAAGACUAGCCUGUUGUAAGGAAAAUAGCUAAAUACAUACUUCUGUUUUAAUUCGGUUUUGAGUUAUCAUGUCUAAAAGACACCGUUUGGAUCUAGGGGAGGACUACUCAAGUAAGAAGAGGUCUGAUGGGAAAGACAGAGAUCGAGAUAGGGACCGUGAUGAGCGAUCCAAAGACAGGGACCGCGACAGAGAAAGAGAUCGUGACCGGGACCGAGAUAGGGACAUUAAGUCAUCUGUCGUACCACCUAACCACUUGUUGGCUGGGGGAGGCAUGCUCCCCCUUAAGCAGACAGCUAUGCAGCAGCAGAUCAAUCCAUUUACCAACCUGCCCCACACGCCACGCUACUACGAGAUCCUGAAGAAGAGGCUGCAGCUACCUGUGUGGGAGUACAAGGAGCGUUUCAAUGACAUUCUGGCACGCCACCAGAGCUUUGUGCUUGUUGGAGAGACGGGCUCUGGGAAAACCACACAGAUUCCCCAGUGGUGCGUAGACAUGGUGAAAGGUUUGGGUGGCCCCAAGAAGGCGGUGGCCUGUACCCAGCCCAGGAGGGUGGCUGCUAUGAGCGUUGCCCAGAGAGUCGCAGACGAGAUGGAUGUCAUGCUUGGUCAGGAGGUGGGCUACUCCAUCCGAUUUGAGGACUGCAGUUCUGCUAAGACCAUACUGAAAUAUAUGACCGAUGGUAUGUUGCUUCGGGAAGCCAUGAAUGACCCCUUGCUGGAGCGGUAUGGUGUGAUCAUCCUGGAUGAGGCCCACGAGAGAACGCUAGCUACGGAUAUCCUGAUGGGAGUCCUAAAGGAGGUGGUCCGACAGAGAUCAGACCUCAAGGUGAUUGUGAUGAGUGCCACAUUAGACGCUGGGAAGUUCCAGGUGUACUUUGACAGCUGUCCUUUGCUGACCAUUCCCGGACGGACACACCCCGUGGAGAUCUUCUACACACCUGAGCCCGAACGGGACUACCUAGAAGCUGCCAUCCGAACGGUUGUCCAGAUCCACAUGUGUGAGGAAGAGGAGGGGGACUGUCUGCUAUUUCUCACCGGACAAGAGGAAAUUGACGAAGCCUGUAAACGUAUCAAACGGGAGAUAGACGAUUUGGGACCUGAAGUCGGGGAUAUCAAAGUCAUUCCACUAUAUUCCACAUUACCUCCCCAGCAGCAACAGAGAAUCUUUGAGUCUGCACCCCCGAGGAAGCCCAGUGGUGCAAUAGGAAGAAAGGUUGUGGUUUCCACAAACAUCGCUGAGACAUCCCUUACCAUUGAUGGUGUGGUGUUUGUGAUUGAUCCCGGUUUUGCCAAGCAAAAGGUUUACAACCCUCGUAUCAGGGUGGAGUCUCUUCUUGUCACAGCCAUCAGUAAAGCUUCGGCCCAGCAGAGGGCCGGCCGUGCAGGCAGAACUCGACCGGGGAAGACUUUCCGCCUCUACACUGAGAAAGCCUACAAGACAGAGAUGCAGGACAACACUUAUCCCGAGAUUCUCCGGUCCAAUUUGGGAUCUGUUGUGUUGCAGUUGAAGAAGCUGGGUAUCGAUGACCUGGUCCACUUUGACUUCAUGGAUCCACCAGCCCCGGAGACUCUGAUGCGGGCGCUUGAGCUGCUCAACUACCUUGCUGCGCUUAACGACGACGGCGACCUGACAGAACUGGGCUCCAUGAUGGCAGAGUUCCCCCUGGAUCCCCAGCUAGCCAAGAUGGUGAUUGCCAGCUGCGAGUUCAACUGCUCCAACGAGAUCCUCUCCAUCACUGCCAUGCUGUCAGUCCCGCAGUGUUUCGUCCGCCCCACCGAGGCUAAGAAGGCGGCGGACGAGUCCAAGAUGCGGUUUGCCCACAUAGACGGAGACCACCUGACGCUCCUCAACGUCUACCACGCUUUCAAACAAAACCAUGAGUCCACACAGUGGUGCUACGACAACUUUGUGAACUACCGUUCACUCAUGUCUGCUGACAAUGUUCGCUCGCAGCUGUCCCGGAUCAUGGACCGCUUCAACCUACCCCGCCGCAGCACGGAAUUCACCAGCAGAGACUAUUACAUCAACAUCCGCCGAGCACUCGUCACAGGCUUCUUCAUGCAGGUGGCUCAUUUGGAGCGCACAGGCCAUUACCUCACAGUAAAGGACAACCAGGUAGUUCAGCUGCAUCCUUCCACAGUCCUGGACCAUAAGCCAGAGUGGGUGCUCUACAAUGAGUUUGUCCUCACCACGAAGAACUAUAUUCGCACCUGCUCAGAUAUCAAACCAGAAUGGCUGGUAAAGGUUGCUCCUCAGUACUAUGAAAUGGGCAACUUCCCACAGUGUGAAGCCAAGAGGCAGCUGGAGCGAAUUGUUGCCAAACUCCAGACCAAGGAGUAUUCCCAAUAUUGAAUGACAGCUAAUGGAUAGAGAAGAUUGGCAUAAUUCAUACUUAAGUUGUAUCCUUAAUGUUUCUCUUUGAUUGGACAUUUGAAUUUUAUAACUUCUUUCGUUGUUUUGUCUUUCACUGUUUUUUUUGGCCAUUAAAACAUGUAUAACUGUAAGCAUUUAAGAAUGAUAUCAAUGGUGAAUAUUAGCCUAAUCUGAUAGAGAUUUUCGAAAGGAAUACAAUUAACAUCAUAAAGCAUGAACAUUCAUGUGAAUAUUGGUGACAUACCUUUAGGAAAUUGUGAACCCUGAGAUGAAAUUGUACUUGCCUAGGUUGUCGUUUCUUCAAUAAAGGAGCUUUGACUUGAAUAAAACAAGGAUUAAUAACU